AUGUUGGGAACGACCAGAGUUUCUGUGAAGUGCGCUCUGCUGCUCUUGAUUGUCAGGUUCAACCACCCCGACGGCCGCGAAUGCGAUGAGAAGCCCAGGGGUGGAAAGGCCCGGUUAGAAGUGAUGUAUGCUCAGAUGUCUUCAUCUGCACAUCCUGUCCGCCCAACGUGUUGGAUGCAUAUGCUUUCUUGCAAGGGCAUGGGCAAGUCGGGCAAGGGAGGCAAGAACGGGCCCUGCACUUUCCGACGCCGGAGCAAGAGCCCUCGGCGCCGUUCUCGUCGCAGCAGCCCCAGCCGGACACGCACUCCCCAGACUCCCCAGCGCCGAGCCCGCUUCGAGAGCCGAUCCCCUUCGCAUCCUUCGCAGAAGCCAGCUGCACAGCGGCGCCUGGUCGCCGAUGCCGCGCCAGCGGCUAUGAGUCCAUCGUCGAGUCCCGAGAGGGACGCCGUGGACGCAAAGGACACAGAGCACAAGGAGCACAAGGAGCACAAGCAGCACAAGGAGCACAAGGAGCACAUGGAGCCAGUGAAGGCAGCUACCAGUAGGCCCAGCUUCCGCGACUUCGUCCUGAAGCACGUGUCCGAUGAGGACUCUCCAGACUCCGUGCUGGACUUGUACCAGAAAGAGAUCAGCAAGUGGAUGAAGGAAGACCUGGAGACACUCAAGGACACGGGGCUCUUCUUUGACCUCUACCAUCCUCUCUCCCGGCUCCGGCGAUUUGACUCCCGCCUCAGCCUGGCGCAGCUGGGCGCGGCGGUCUUUGCGCAGGACCUUCGAGAGGGAAGGCGCCACCAAAGGGCGCGAUCCGGAGCAUCAUGUCCCGUAGCCGGACACCUGCAAGAACCGGAGUUUGCCUUUGACCCUGACGUUGACUGCUUGAUGAUCUGCCACCCGGCAGAAGUUCUCAGAGCAUUUCAGGACUGCACGGGCUUUUGCACUGCUGCCUGGACGCCCUUCAAUCCGAGCCUGGAGCGCAACUUCUACGCCAGACGGUUCGCUUCGGCCGCGGAUGCCACCGCAGCCGCCGUCAUUCUCAUGCGGACGCCGACACACCUUCUCUCGGACCAGGUCGGCUUGAGUGCGCUGGUGCUGCCCCAGGAGAUGUCUCUGCCGCAACGACUCCUGAAAGACCUGGACUGGUCCGAGCAGGUGAUCCAGCGCCUGGAUGGGCUGAUGCAGGACAUCACCAACCUGAUGUUGAACGUGGAGGGUUCCUCGGAAUUCAGACUGGAUGUGCGCAUUCUCUACCUUCGCCGCGUUCACCACUUUUGCUUCUACUCGGCGUGCUGGUGCGACGACGAGUGGUCCUUGCGCGACGCCUGCGGCGUCGCGGUUGUCAGAGAGCCGGCGCAGCCGGGCAGCGCUCCGGGAGCGUGGACCAGCUCCCACGAAGAGCGCUUGGAGAGGUUCUUGGCCAACGCGCAGCUCGGCUGCAGCAACGGACAUGAGAGCAGAAGUGCCAGGCAAUCAGGCAAGAAUCACAGAUGCCCAUGCCUGGACCAACCCCCCCCCCCCCCCCCCCCCACAUGGCCCUUCUUUCUGCCAAAGGUCGUUAGACCGGCCUGCAGACGUCCCGGACCACACCGAUGCCCGCAUUGCGCCGCGCACCUCGCAGGCCUCUGCAUGCCGUUCGAGGAGUUCACCUUGGGAUGUUCCCCCUUAUGCUAA
Messenger RNA from Symbiodinium natans, 1668 nucleotides. Lineage: Eukaryota; Dinophyceae; Suessiales; Symbiodiniaceae. The record is from the annotation of a GenBank genome assembly.